Messenger RNA from Orcinus orca (killer whale), 931 nucleotides. RefSeq names its product N-terminal Xaa-Pro-Lys N-methyltransferase 2 (gene NTMT2). Gene Ontology annotation, biological process: N-terminal protein amino acid methylation. Gene Ontology annotation, molecular function: N-terminal protein N-methyltransferase activity. The record is from RefSeq and is a predicted model, not a curated record. NCBI's taxonomy places the organism in Eukaryota, Metazoa, Chordata, Mammalia, Artiodactyla, Delphinidae. Gene Ontology annotation, cellular component: cytoplasm.
UUCAAGUUCGUGUAGGAAGAGAAAGUUAAUUCAAAGAAACAGCCAGACAAGCUUCCUUCUUCUGUAGGAAUAACUAUUAUCCCCUUUCACCAUGGCCUACCUGGGAACCCACUUUGCCUUCAGAUCCCGCAGGCAGAAGACCAAUGAUGAGCUCCGUCGGCAUAGCAUGUCCUUUAUUCUUCACAAAGCUAUUUGCAAUGACUUCUUUCAGAGCUAUCUCUACCUGCUGGAAAAUAUUCCCCUGGUGAAAUUGUAUGCUUUAACAAGUCAAGUCAUCAAUGGUGAGAUGCACUUCUAUGCCAGAGCUAAACUCUUCUACCAAGAAGUACCAGCUACAGAAGAGGGUAUGAUGGGAAAUUUCAUCGAACUGUCCAACCCAGAUAUCCAGGCCUCUCGGGAAUUUCUUAGGAAAUUCGUUGGGGGGCCUGGGAGAGCUGAGACAGACUGUGCCCUGGAUUGCGGCUCUGGGAUAGGAAGGGUCAGCACGCAUGUCCUGUUGCUGGUUUUCAACACUGUGGAACUUGUGGACAUGAUGGAAUCGUUCCUCCUCAUGGCACAGAACUACCUGCAGGUCAGAGGGGACAAGGUAGAAACCUACCACUGCUACAGUCUGAAGGAAUUCACACCCCCACUGGGGAGAUAUGAUGCCAUCUGGAUUCAGUGGGUCUCUGGUCACCUGUUGGUUAAAGACCUUCUUGCAUUUCUUUCCCGGUGCCGACAUGGCCUGAAAGAAAACGGCAUCAUCAUACUGAAGGACAGUGUGGCUCAGGUGGGCUGCAUCUUCCAUCUUGUGACUCGGGAUAUGGACAUCCUCCAGAGCCUCAUUAGGAAGAGCGGGCUAGUGGUGCUGGGCCAGGAGAAGCAGGACGGCUUUCCAGAGCAGUGCAUCCCAGUGUGGAUGUUUGCACUGCAUAGCGAUGGACACUCCUGA